Symbiodinium sp. CCMP2456 is the source of this 646-nucleotide messenger RNA. NCBI's taxonomy places the organism in Eukaryota, Dinophyceae, Suessiales, Symbiodiniaceae. The record is from the annotation of a GenBank genome assembly.
GUGCUCGCCAGAUCCGGAGCAGCUCGAGACGACGGCCAUCUUGUUUCGUGCCCGCGAAGAUAACCAAGAUGCGUUCCAAGAGAAGCUGCAAGAGAUCGAGGCAAUCUUUGGCGACGAGGAGUUGGCAAGACAGCUUCGCUUGCUCGAAGAAUUUACCGAGAAGGCCCGCGGUUCGGCAGAAGCGACGAGAUCCUCGCCCGUCAUUCCCGGGGCAAGUCCGGAAGAGGCGGCAGCCGCAUCGGCUGCACCGGCCGAGUCUCCGCGCUGGGCUCUGACGAUCAAGCCGCAGUGGUGCCGGAAGAUUUUGGAUGGCAGCAAGGUUUGGGAGAUCAAAGGACAGAACUGCAAGAAGCACUUGCGCGAGAGGAUCUGCAUCGCCGAGUCCGGAUCGGGCAAGCUGCUGGGCGAGAUGACGGUUUGCGACAGCUUCAAGAUCACCCGAGAGGACCUCGAGGCCAACCGACAUCUGCACCGAAUCGACGACCUUUCCAUCAUCAAGUACUCCAACAUCUACGCCUGGGUCAUCGAGGAUGUGGAAGCGUGCCAAAAUCCGGACUGUCGCUUCGGCGUGACGAAGCAGAACAUCCGGGGAGUGGCCUAUGCCCGCGACCACGACGGCAUCAGGAUCGUGGCGGCCAACAGAUAA